AUAAAUACAUGUCUUCAAAAUGUCGGGAUGAUUUAGUAAACUACAAGUCCGAGAUAAUCACCGGGUGUCUGUGCACACGAGUGAAUUCAAUGUUGAAAUUUAAUUGAAAUUGACUGUAGUUCCUCCCUGUAAAUCAAUUAUUGCCAUUUAUUCAAUCACAUUGUCGUGUUGAAUCUCGACUGAAUUUGUGAUUUUGAGGAAAAACAAAGUUAUUUGCAGUCGCGGUACCGCGGUGUAGGGAAUAUAUUCUCAUUGGGAUUUUAGUGAGUUGACGAGUACUCUCGGUGAGCCAUGUGCAAUGACGAUUGUGAAGUUCAAUAGAUAUUUGAUAUGAGAAAUGAUAAGGGAUCGAACGGGUUGAUGGAAUUCCCGGGGUACCUGUGAGCUAGUGGAAGUCAAUGGCCCUCUCCUUCCGAGAAGUUAAAUAUCAUUCUAUGAAUACGAAUCUUCAAGUAUCACGCGAUAAAUCUUGCGACUGAAAUUGCGACAAUUUCAACAUCGAGGCGGAUUGUCGAGGGCCGAGGGGGCUGAGGGUGUCCAUGGUGUCAAGUGCGAGGACCAUCACCGCUGAAAAUGAUGUUCAUUAAAGGGAUUACCUGGAGUGGACCGAGGAUACUGUUGCUGAUAGGUGCGAUAACCCAGGGUAACAGAGCAUCAGCCCAGGACAAUGACGAUAGUGGGUUUGAGUGUAUCGAGGAGGAUUACCAACCCGAUCCAAGAAGUUGCAGUAUUUACUACAGAUGUGUCAAUUGGGGUAACGGAAGCCCCCUGACUAAAUUUAAAUUCGAAUGUGGACCUGGCACUGUCUUCUCCCACGCUAAGGGCGACAUAUGUGUUCAUCCCCGUGAGAGUGAAAGAAGUGAGUGCAGCGAAUUGGCAAAUGAUCUCGCCUCCGUGAGUGACAAUCCCUCGUUGAAUGGAGAAACAGGGCCACCUGCGGCGUAUCCAGAUUAUCCGAGCUAUGGAUCACCAUUACCAGGUACUCCAUCAAGUGGAUUACAAUCGACGACAAGCGGAGCGUUUGAAUCAACAAGCACCAUGAAUCCAUGGCCAACGUCCACUAAUUAUCCAGGAAGUGCUGACGGCGAGAAUAAAGGAGGAACUUUGUGUCAACAGGAGGGCUUUAAACCAGAUGAAAAAAAUUGUCGUAAAUUCAUUAGAUGUGUUAGUAAUGGAUCUGGUGGUUACCAUAAAUACGAAUUUACGUGUGGCGAGGGUACAGUGUGGGAUCCAUCGAUAGAGGCGUGUAAUCACGCGUGGGCGGUGUCUAAUAAUAAUUGCGGUGAAAUGUCUAACGGAGUUUCUAACGUGGGAGGUGGAAGUGAGGGCUCUAAUGAGCAGAGUGGAUAUCCCGGGUCGUCGGGUGAGCAUGGAUAUACGGAAGAGCCGGAGUCUAAUGAAGUGCCGCGUCCACAGGGCGGCUAUCCACAGGGGAAUGACGGGUCGACGGAGCCUGGAGGAGAGGUCUCGGAUUAUCCACACUAUCCUAAUCAGGGAUAUCCGCAACAUCCUCAUACGACUGCCUCUUCUUAUCCACCGCAAAGGCCCCAGGGACCUACCACACUCUAUCCUCCUCCUCCGCGACCAGAUGAGAAACCUAGUCAACCAGGAGACAACUCUCCAGGAUCGCCAUAUCCUCCUUCAUAUCCAGGAGUUCCUGCCACUCAGCCAAACAAUCCUUCUACUUCUGAAUCUCCCGAUUCGUCGGGUCCAACGGAAUCCCCUGAAAAGGGUCCCUCGAGGCCCCCAGGGGGACUGUACCCUCCACCCGCUCCAACUCCUGGAGAAGAGACUGGAACGAUAGGAACAGGUCAACCGAAACCAGACGCUUCAGGAUCUUGCAAAGAAGAGGGAUUCUUCCCCGAUCCCAGUGACUGUAGGAAGUUCUACAGGUGUGUUAAGGCCGAGGGUUCAUAUCAGAAAUACGAAUUCACUUGUGGAGAGGGCACCGCUUGGGAUCAAGCUCUGUCGACUUGCAAUCACGACUAUGCAGUACCGGGAUGCGGCUCGGGUGGCGGAAGUCAUAGACCGGGUGGCCCUGAAUCCGAGACUAUACCGUCGAGUUCAUUGAACGAGGUGACUUCUGAACCGGGGGCCUAUCCACAGGGGACUGAAGGGCCCACUGUGCCUGAGGGAACGGUUUCGGGGUAUCCGCAGAAUCCACCUGAUGCAUCGGGAUCAACUCAGCCGGCUGACUCUGGUGCCCAGAGUCCCGAGGAACCAAGUGGACUCUAUCCUACUCCUCCAUCAGCUGGAUACCCAUCGUCUCGCCCGGAUGAAAAACCUAGUCAACCAGGAGAUAGUUCUCCCGGAUCAUCCCAACCUCCCACCACUCCCCCUGAACGUCCCUCGACUUCUGAACCUUCGGAAUCGCCGGGUACAACAGAAUCGCCUGACGAGGGUUCUUCAAGACCUCCUGGUGGGCUCUCCCCUCCGCCCUCGCAAAAUCCUGAAGAAGUGACGGGAGCAUCCGGAACAGGCAAACCAAAACCGGACGCUUCGGGAUCGUGUAAACAGGAGGGAUUCAUGCCUGAUUCCAGUGACUGCAGAAAGUUCUACAGAUGUGUGAAGGGGGAGGGCUCAUAUCAAAAAUACGAAUUCACUUGUGGCGAGGGCACCGCUUGGGAUCAAGCCCUCUUGACUUGCAAUCACGACUACGCAGUAUCUGGCUGUGGCUCAAGUGGCGGAAGUGAUAGGCCCGGCGGCACUGGUUCCGAUAGUACACCGUCGAGUUCAUCGAACGAGGUGACUUCUGAACCUGAUAGUAAUCAGCAGACCACCUCCAUGGCUGUUGACGUGACUUCCUCAGUGGGUACAACAGAAGAGCCAAGUGGCACGACUGUUGCUAGUCAGUCAAGUUCAAAUCCCAGUACAGAAACAUCUGCGGAGGGUACGACUGAGAAAGCCACUUCUGAAGGACCUACAUCCGAGGCUACAGUUUCGGAAAGUCCAUCGCCUUCGGAAGCUACUCCAUCCCAGACCAGUACGUCCUCCUCAACUACCUCGCCAUCCCCAGCAACUCCGUCAUCUCCAGACGGUUCAUCUACGACUACGAAACCCGGUGACGGGUCCACGGUCUCGCCCCCUGUAAAACCAUCUUCAGGAUCGUGCGAGGCUGAGGGAUUCUUCGCAGAUCCCAGUGACUGCCACAAGUUCUACCAGUGCGUUUCCUUCGAUCAUUCUUCCAAAUCAUUCACUAAAUUCAAGUUCAACUGCGGCCCCGGUACCGCUUGGGAUCAGAAUCUCCAAACAUGUAAUUAUGAGGACCAAGUCGAAAGCUGUGAGGGAUCGGGCGGGAGUAAACCAAGUAGUGAGGGCCCCGAUAAAUCGACGAGUGAAAUCCCACCGUCCACGAGACCAGCAGGAUCGUCAGAAGGAAGCUCACCCUCAUCUGCCGGGACUGAAGAGCCUCCUACCCCAGCAACAACAACUGAUUCUUCCGAAAGUACCAGUCCAUCGUCUGCAGAAACAGAGGAAACUAUCACACCGGUAGCAACCACUGAGACUUCAGAAGCGACAACACCCUCGUCUUCUGAGACCGACGAGACUCCGACGUCAGCGGCGACUACAGAAUCUUCGGAGUCCACAACAACCUCCUCUGAAACUGAAGGAACUACACCACUGGACGCGACAGAGAGCACGCCGGACAUGAGUUCUGAAGCGACAACUUCGUCAGGAGCAACGGAUUCGUCUACGGACGAGCCUACUGAUACCACUACCCCAACCUCAGGGUCUUCUUCCUCGUCUCCUGGUGGUGCGACAUCAAGUUCUCAACCGUCUUCAAGUAAAUUUAAAUGCACCGACGAAGGAUUCUUCCCCAAUCCCUCAGACUGUCACAAGUUCAUUCGAUGUGUAAAAGUUAAUAACGGAUUUAUAAAAUAUGAGUUCGAUUGUGGUCCAGGAACUGCCUGGGAUCAGAACCUCCUGACUUGUAAUUAUGAGGCACAAGUGGAGUCUUGUGAAGCCGGUGGAUCUUCAGGAGGUGGUGCUCCCCCAACUGAUUCGAGUCCAGGAACAACUGAAUCGGGGGUCACAGAAUCAUCAACAACGUCCGGAGAUCAAUCGACCAGUCCUGAAAGCACUGAAGGUACCACUGAUGGAUCGACUGGAGCGGAAUCAACAACUGUGAGUAGUGGAGAGGGUGAAACGACCCCCUCUGGAGGGGAAGAAACGACGACUGAGAGCACUGACCAGACAGCGACUACUGAGGGAACAGGAGCUACUGAGGAAACUGGAGGAACCGAGGUACCAGCGACCACUGACAGCACUCCAGCUGUCCCUCCGGGGUCAAUGGCCGAACCCUGUGCCAUUGGUAAUCUAACUGACCAGCAGAUUGUUCUAGUCUGUCCUACUGGGUUCAGGAGGCAUCCCAAGUUCUGUAACAUGUUCUACCAGUGUACAACUCAAGAGAAUAUGGAAAUCAAGAUAUUAGUGAUGGUCUGCCCGGAGGGCACUAUCUUCGAUGAUGAAAGAGUGCAAUGCCUUGUCGAAGCUGAAACCAUUCAGAAAUGUAUGACUACCGCAAGUUCUUCUAGAUUUUACAGACAAUUGGACGAUAGUCUCAUCUCACCAGUACGAGUAACGAGAAGUACCCUCUGUCCCGACGAAGGCCAUUAUCCAUACCAGGAGGGCUGUAGCAAUGCAUUCUACAAGUGUAAGAGAAAUUCCAGGAAUUCUCUCGACGGAUACCUGUACAAAUGUCCAAAAGACUUUGUCUACUGGUCAGUAUCCAGACGAUGUGAGAGGGCAAGUCGACUACCAAUGUGUUCCCAACUUACGGACGAAAAUAAUGAGAGAAGAGAUGCCUGGGAAAGCAGGUCGAAUUUGCCAAUUGAGGAAUUCAACUUAUCAGCGAGAAGUCUCAAGAUUUAAUGAGCCACUGCGCAACCAGCUUCACUUGUCAUUUAUUUUUAUUGUCUGCAUUAGUUUAAGUUGAUAAUUUGAAUCUCCGUACGAUUUUACUGGAGUCUGCAAUUAACUCGAGUUUUAUUUUUUCGGAAAAAAAAAUCGUACGUGACAUUCGGGAUUUUAGUUUGGUUGUGGGGAGUCGUUUAAUUAAUUUCUAUAGCUGUGUUCAUUCGUAUCAUCGCUAUGCGAUGGCUGAUUUUAAAUUAGUAGCGUAAAAGAGACGAUUAAACAUUCGUU
Diachasmimorpha longicaudata is the source of this 5145-nucleotide messenger RNA. RefSeq lists its product as uncharacterized. Gene Ontology annotation, molecular function: chitin binding. The transcript is spliced from 5 exons. The record is from RefSeq and is a predicted model, not a curated record. NCBI's taxonomy places the organism in Eukaryota, Metazoa, Arthropoda, Insecta, Hymenoptera, Braconidae. Gene Ontology annotation, cellular component: extracellular region. Bases 574 to 4872 code for a protein of 1432 amino acids.